AUGUGCCGCAACGAAAGAUCCAAGAUCCUACGUGCUGCAGGAGGAGCAGGAAAUCCCGCCCGGCUGCGGCGGCCGCCGCGGCGGGAGGGGGAGACGCUCCGGCCGGGCUGUCCCGGCGGCCACGCAUCGAUCUCGUCCGGGUCUAAGUCGUCGCCCCGCCCACCCGUCCAUUCCCGGAGCCACGCGGCCCGGAGGCCUGGCUCUUCCCGGGGGCCCCCGAGCGGCUGGCCGGCCGCCGCCAGGUGCAAAGAGACUGGUCAGACCCGCUCGCACACGGUCACCACCACCGCCAGCUCCUUCGCCGAGAACUUCUCCACCACCAGCAGCAGCUUCUCCUAUGACCGCGACUUCCUCCGCACCCUGCCCGGGCUCCUCAUCGUGGCGGAGAUCGUUCUGGGACUGCUGGUAUGGACGCUCAUCGCUGGAACUGAGUACUUCCGGGUCCCUGCCUUUGGCUGGGUCAUGUUCGUAGCUGUGUUUUACUGGGUCCUCACCGUCUUCUUCCUCAUCAUCUACCUAACGAUGACCUACACCAGGAUCCCCCAGGUGCCCUGGACCACGGUGGGUCUAUGGUUUAACGGCAGUGCCUUCGCCUUAUACCUCUCAGCCGCUAUUGUGGACGCAUCUUCCGUCUCCCCGGAGAGAGACAGUCACAACUUCAACAGCUGGGCGGCUUCGUCGUUCUUCGCCUUCCUGGUUACCAUCUGCUAUGCUGGAAACACAUAUUUCAGUUUUAUAGCUUGGAGAUCCAGGACCAUGCAGUGAUUCACCAGUUUGAAAAUUAAAAGCGGGGGGAAAAAGGAAGACUCACUGUAAAAAAACAAAACAAACAAAAAACAAACCUGUAGGUAUAAUGUAUAUUUCCAGAGAUUUGUAUUUAACUAAUGUUUUUAUAUACUUAGUUAAAUUUGCUGACACUGGUUUGUUACAAUUAAACUGGAUACUUAUCUGCUGUAGCUUCUGAUGAACUCUUAACUAUCUUGUUACUGUCUUCACAGACCUUAUUUUCUUAGGCAGUGUAGAAAGAGAUGAACUGCUGAUACGAAGAAUGCAUCAAGUUUAUAAACCGAACUUUUAAAAAUGCUAAAUUCUUUUUUGAUUAAAUGUUGCAGAAUCCAGGGUAA
Molecule: messenger RNA, 1124 nt
Organism: Odocoileus virginianus texanus
Lineage: Eukaryota; Metazoa; Chordata; Mammalia; Artiodactyla; Cervidae
Source: RefSeq, a predicted model, not a curated record